AUGAUGCUGAGACUCAGGCUAACAAAGGUGUUGUCCUUUGAAACCCGAGGCCGUGUGCGAACUGGGGACCAUCGCAAGCGGUUAGUGUCUUGGCAUGACGCAAGUUAUCUUACAAUCACUCGAAAGUCAUUACCGCCUGGCCCGCACACAACUGUGCCGCAUGUUUCGAGUAUAACAUACCCAUCAACCCCGCCCCAGAACAAUGGUGCCGCACACCAAAUCACUCGGGCAUCCUUUACUGGCGACAUGGACAACGCACCUCGGGAAAUACGGGAGGCCAUCGACUCUGAUGACACUGACAAGCUCCUGAAACUGCUUCGCGUGCAUCCAGAACGAAGCUACGAAGAACUGCAAGACUCUCUAACCAUAGCGAUAUCGACUGGCUCUCUGCGUACGAUCGAAAUUCUCCUCGAUCACGGAGCUACACUCAAAUACUCUUCAUACGAUGAAUUGUUUAUCAGAGAAGAGCCUGCUGUAUUUAAGCAACUCAUCGAUCACGGUUGGGAUAUCAAUAGCACGGAAUUCGAGAGGCCGCCUGUACACCAAGCGCUGCAUAACAAAAGCCUAUUACGUUGGCUACUUGAUAACGGCGCGGAUCCGAACAUCGAAUCCGUGAGGCGUAGGUCUUGUCUACGAACUGGCACUGCGCUCGCCGCAGCGGCACAAUUCAAAGACCCAACGGCGCUGCAAGUUCUGUUGUCUUAUGGGGCCGAGAUGGAUCCGUUGGCAUUGUUUGACGCCAUAAAAGUCCGCGGCCACAGGAACGGCACUGCUACGAUGGCUGUCCUGAUUGAUCAUGGCGCUGACGUCAACUACAUGAGCAAGAACUCGACUACGCCGCUCCUUCACUCCGUUCAUUACAGGUCUAAGGAGAAAACGUUGUAUCUGCUGAAACAUGGUGCAGACCCCACUAUUAGAGACAGGGUAGGCAAGGACACGCCAGCCGAGUGUGCGCAACGUCGUGGCGAUCAAGAGUUGUUUGAGAUCCUAAAGGCAGCAGAAGCGGAGCAUAUUGAUAGGAAGAGUACGGAGUGCCACGCGUCGGUUUCAUACGACUAUGGUCAUGCUACCAGCAACCGCAUCCAGGAGGGUGCUUCCGCCCCCCACUCCCUCCAAGAUCAAGGAUCUCUUAUACGCCGACAAGAUGCAGAAAUUGGCACAGAACUAGAUGCAGGAGGAGGCGCGUUUCAAUUAAGUGAACGAAUAAUCAGAGGGCCGAAACGCAAGCAGGUCUUGACACUUUUUGGUAUCACUUUUCGGAACGAUCAACGGAAAAUCAAACUGCUCGAGGUGGUUGCUACUACACCAACUCUCACUGGAUCACGUAUCGUAUUUACCGAUCCACCAAGUCCGAAAGAUGGUUUCGACCUCAUUUUGUCUGAGGAGUUGCGCGGGAAAAUCGAAACUGCUUUAGACGAUGCAUGUGCCAACAUUGACGACACAUGUCUCGAGACUAUCAAUAACAUUCUUGUCAGUCCCCAAACUGAGCUAGAAGCACGACAGAUCUUGAUCGCUGGAUAUUCUCUGGCGUUCUUGGCAGCGCUCUACUUUCCGAUAGCGAACAAGCUCAUCAAUUCGAAACUCGUGCCGGUUGCUAUUCAUGCUCCCUUCAACCAAGUAGGUCCUAUAGCUUCCGCAGCGCAGGCAUCCACGCUUGCCUUCGCUACCGGAACUGGGACAGCAAUGGUUACGAUCACGCGGAAGCCUGAUGUAGCCUCAACCACGGCCUCCAACACACCGCAUCAAUCAACGUUCAGCAGUUCGGUAGGCCAAAACCUGCCAGGAGACAUCGAGAUCUAUAUUCCUGAGGCUCUCGGACAGCGGAUGACUGAACUUAUCGACAGAAGCCAGAAAUGUACAAUCGACGAUAGCUUUUCCGGUUCUCGAAAAGCCCGUAGUCUGGACUUCAAUGAGCACUUGACUGGAGCAAUAUGCGCUACCAAGCAGGUCGUUCUCAAUGCCUCACCCGGUGCUGCUUUCGAAGAUCUUGGCUCUUUGGCGACAACUUCAAGUUGGAUACCAUCUUGGACGAUACCAGAAGUGCAAGAAGCAAUGGAAGUGGUGAUGCAAUUCGCCGAGAUCUCGUACCAAUUCAUCAACAUGAAUCCGUCAGUAGCACUGACUAUGGCCGCCUUCGUAUUCAUGUUAAUCUACGAGAGAUCGAUAACUGGUAACUCUAUAUAUCCUUCGAUCCGCAUUCCUGGCACUGAGCUUCAAGGAAAGGCGACGAUAUCGGUAACGCCCUCGAUAACAUCAUUUAGCUCAACAAUGUCGGCAACCUCUACUGUUAGUAGCUCGAGCUCUUCUAGUACGCAGGAGUGUUCGGCAUAUUGCCGUAUGGCUGGUGCGAUCAAGAGAUGCACUACGCAAUGUCCAACGAUGACCGGUCUACCAACUGCGGUUCCAACCGAGUAUGAUGUGAGAACGAUGACCGUGGAACCUUGGGUCGUUCCAAUCCAGCCUCAAAUUCCAAUCACAGACUUGCUCAGCUACUGUAUGCCUAAUGAGGAUACCAUGUUUCCAAGCUCAGCAUUCAAUGCGACUUACACCAACUUCUGCGAGAAAGCAGACGGCUCAGCCGAAGACGUUACCUGGAUGGUCAACGCUAAGGGUGAGCAAGUGCAGUUCAAACGUCGGCGUUUCUGGAUACGGGAAAGCUCGAACACUUUUAGCGACUACAAGUUCGCCUUGUGGUGGAGACCCCAAACUGGAGAAAAUGCCACCGACUGUGCUUUCUCAUGCGAAGAGGCAUUCGAAAUCUUUGUGGAGAAUAAAUCUUGCCAAGUAGGCGAUGAGGGUGGCUUCAUGGCAGGUAAUGGAGGCAUCGACAUCGGCUGUGGCACUUAUUCCUUCACUAUUCACCAUCAAAUCCAGUCUACCGUCGAGUGUUUGAACCACCCACUUGAUGCACCGAAGAGAGACGAUGUAGCUUCUGGGGGUACGAGCGUUGAAUCGGCUAAUCAAACGUGGUGUGGCGAUAACGAUGGCCAUCAGUUUCCCUCCAACUCGAUCUCAGAUAACGUGUACUGGCGUUGGGGUAUCACCCAACUCGACGUCCCCGAUCGCCGCUCAUUCUGGCUUCGCGCCAAGCCACAUGGCGACAGUCAGCAAGCAUCGUUCGUAAAAGACGAAUGCAUCGCUGCCCUUGAGGAAGGUCUGAGCAAGUGCGAUCCAGACUCUGAUACGUCGCACGGCUUCACCGCUACCGUUGGGACUAUCGACUACAGCCUUGAUCUAAGCGGCGUCACGAAGGGCGAUAGUCCUCCUUGGGACGAACAUCCAUCUUUUCCUGCACCAGAACAAUUGACCGCGAAAGGCAGUAGCAAGCCCCAGUCACCCAGAUGUUGGGAUGAAACCAAGUACGCUACUGGCAGGGAGCUUUCUCCGGACAAUCUCGAACAAGCAAUUGACGCUUGGUGUAUCAAUGAUGCGGAGAUCAAAGGCUUCGGUCAGUAUGGCGACCAAGGAUGGGAAUUUCCGCCAAAUGGUCAGCCAGGGUUUUAUCCUGAGAGUCGAAAUCCACAGUAUCUGCAUCUCGGCAUGGAGACAGUUGAGAACGGAGCGCCGAAACCGUAUGACGAUAUGGAGUGGUGCGAGGGCUACAACUGGCGCAUGGGAAGAGAUGAUUGUCGGUACGCACUACGCAGGUUGUUCAAGGAUUGCAACAACAUACCUGACGAGUUCCGUGGUGGUGAGUACACGUAUCGGUGCGUCACUUACCGGGUGUUUUCGUUCAAUGAGUGA
Alternaria burnsii is the source of this 3744-nucleotide messenger RNA. RefSeq lists its product as uncharacterized. NCBI's taxonomy places the organism in Eukaryota, Fungi, Ascomycota, Dothideomycetes, Pleosporales, Pleosporaceae. The coding region runs from base 1 to 3744 and encodes 1247 amino acids. Gene Ontology annotation, molecular function: protein binding. The transcript is spliced from 6 exons. The record is from RefSeq and is a predicted model, not a curated record.